UCUGGCCCUAUGUCUCCCUCUCUCACUGUGAAUCAGUCUGUUGGUUUCCAUUCGUCGUUCGUCUGGAAUGAACUGAAGAGAAGAAGAGGAGACACAAACAGUGAAAAGAAGAAGAAGAAGAGAAGGAAAAGGAGCAGCUUCAGAAGGGUUGGCAGCCAUGAUGGCAUCCAUCAGGGGAACAGGAAAUAUCAGCCUGUUGGGGUUUCUCUUGGGUGUAUUCCUGGUUCAUCCUGAAGGGGCGGUUUCUCUGGAGCUGCUGCCAUCCGCCUCUGAAGUUCUGGUCCCCUCUAACUCCAAUUACACAGUGGAGUGUUUGGGGUGGAGUGAGGUGAAGUGGCAUUUUCCUCAGGACCCGCCAGUAGAAGGGGUCCUCUUGGACAAUCGAGGCUCCAUGAGCAUCCUGCAUCUCUUUAACAUCACAUGGAGGAAUUCUGGGAGAUACACCUGUGAGGAGCCAUCAUCUGAUCAGAGCAGAAAUGUUGAUGUCUUUAUACCUGGACAAGGUCCUGAUGAAUGGUUUGUCCCAUUGGAUCUGGGUGUGGUGAUGAAGGAGGGAGAGGAAGGCACAAUUCCCUGCAUGGUGUCCAACCCGAACCUCAAUGUCUCGCUGUACGAGCGCCCCAGCAGGAGGCUGGUAAGCGGGAUAACAUAUGAGCCGGGGCGUGGCUUCACGGGUCACCUCAAUGACACAUCAUACAUGUGCAUCGCCACAAACGGAGCUGAGGAGAAGGAGUCGCAGACGUACUACGUCUUCAGCAUUAUAGUCCCAAAGGUAAUGGAAGUGGACCUGACGGUGUCCAGCAGUGUGCUGAAGCAGGGCGAGGUCCUCACAGUAAACUGCACAGUUAGAGACACAGAGAUGGUGUUCUUCUCCUGGGGCUUCCCCCGCAGACAGGAAAUUGAGCCGCUGACGGACUUCUUGCCCAAUCAGAUCCGCUCCUUUGUUAACAUCACUGCAGCAACAGUGGCAGAUUCAGGUGUUUAUAGCUGCACGGUGCAGGAGACAACACAGGGACAAACUGUGGUGAAAAAUAUCACAAUAACAGUGCUGGACCGAGGUUAUGUUUACCUGUGGCCCUUAGGUGAGACCAAUGUGUCAUCUCUCCUCCAUCACACGCUGGAAUUAAGUGUAGAUAUUGACGCCCACCCCGCCCCCACCAUCAUCUGGACGAGACAGAACCAAUCUGUUGCCACAGAAACCACUACUAUCAACACCACACACCUGUCAGACAGCCGGUAUGUGAGCACACUGACGCUGGUGCGCGUGCAGAUGGAUCAGACAGGAAGUUACACCGCAACUAUUUCCAAUGAUGACGACAUCAGAGAGGCUACAUUCAACCUGGAGGUACAAGCUCCACCCAGGAUCACAUCCCUGUCAGAGGUCAGGAGUAACGCUGUGCUGUGUGUGAGUGAGGGAGCUCCACCCCCCUCUGUUACCUGGUACACCUGUUCCAGCUCACACAGAUGCAAUCAUUUGAAUGGCGAGUGGAGGAGCCAAUCAAAAGACUCAGAGGGCAUGACGCUACAGGAGAACAUUACUAUGGUGGCAGAGAGAGGUGUCACCCAGGUACACAGCAUGCUGACCCUCCAGACUCUCAGCUCUCUGUCGGCCGUUCGCUGUGAAGCCACAAACUCGGUGGGCAGACAAGCGAAGGACCUGCGAGUCAUCUCCAGCUCUCUCCUGUCUCAGGUGGUGGUCUUAGCAGUAGUCCUGGUGUUGGUCAUCAUUGCUGUCAUCUUCCUCAUCAUCCUCAUCAUCUUAUGGAGGAAAAAACCUCAUUAUGAAGUUCGUUGGAAGGUGAUCGAGUCUGUGAGUCCUGAUGGACAGCAGUACACCUACCUCGACCCCACCCAGCUGCCCUACAGCCCAACCUGGGAAAUAGACAGAGACCAUGUAGUUCUUGGACAGGUGCUGGGUUCAGGGGCUUUCGGACGUGUUGUUGAGGCAACCAUCUCUGGUCUGAUUAAUUCUCAUUCUACAAAGGCGGCCGUGAAGAUGGUCAAACCGAGAAGUGAUGCAGUUCAGUCUCUGAUGUCAGAGUUGAAGGUUUUGGUUCAUCUCGGUCCUCACCUGAAUGUUGUCAACCUGCUGGGAGCCUGCACGAGAGGAGGUCCCGUCUAUCUGAUCACUGAGUUCUGUUGUCAUGGAGACCUGGUGAACUACCUGCAGAGGAACAAACAUACCUUUCUACAUGGAGACACACAGACCAAGAGUGACAAUGAUGGAGGUUACAUAGACAUGAACAAAGAGGAGAGCGCUCAGUACGUUGCCAUGAAGGAGCUCAGCUACGCCGACAUCGAACCCGCCGUAUACGAGACACCGUACACGCCUGCAGACCAGCAGGAGGCAUCAUCGCUGCUCCUCAGUGACAGUCCUCUCCUCAGCCUCAAUGAUCUCAUCAGCUUCUCUUACCAGAUUGUUCAGGCUAUGGACUUCCUAUCAUCUAGAAAGUGUGUGCACAGAGAUCUGGCGGCGAGGAACAUUCUAGUGUGCGAGGGGAAGCUGGUGAAGGUCUGUGACUUUGGUUUGGCCAGAGACCUGCUGAAGGACCAGGAUUACAUCGCCAGGGGAAACAGCUUCCUGCCGCUGAAGUGGAUGUCUCCAGAGAGCAUCUUCCAGAACAUUUACAGCUCGCAGAGCGAUGUUUGGUCCUAUGGAGUUCUGCUGUGGGAGAUAUUCUCUCUGGGCUGCAGCCCGUACCCCGACCUCCCCAUGACCCAGGAAUUCUACUCUGCUCUGAAGAGAGGAUACAGGAUGAGUCGACCCGACCACGCUCCUGAGGACAUGUACGACGUGAUGAAACGCUGCUGGGAAGAGAAACCUCAGUCCAGACCUUCAUUCUCUUUACUGCUCAUCGCAAUGGGCAACAUGCUGACUGACGACUAUAAACAGCGUUACCUGCAGAUUGCCGAAGACUUCCUGAAGGGAGGAAAUCCAGCUGUGCACCGAUACAAGCAGAGUUUAUCCAGAGGUGCAGAGGAGCAGGAGGACACGCACGCAAGUGCCACCUCUCAGGUAAAUAGGCCAGAGGCGGAGCCAGUAGAGGCAGGUUCCUCGCAUGUCGCUUACAUUCUGCCCGUUACCGAAGUCACAAUUGAAAGCAGCGGUGGCGCUGCGCUGGACGCAGUCAGCCCUUCGAUGUCAGACUCUCCCGCCAUCUCAUACUCUCCCGAAGUGACAUCAUCAGAGAACAGACAGGAAGCUGUGGGGCCUGAGGAGGAGAGUCGUCUGUGAAGGUUUCACCUGCCUGAAAGUCUGGGGCAGGGUUUAAAUAACCCAUGCAUCUCUGCAUGGGGGCUCCUGUGCCCUGAGUAUGGACUGUAGGAGGUUGUGUAACCUUUUUACCUGCAAAGCUUGUUUAGGUCACAGAGUCAGAGUGUGCUGAGUGUGCAGCAGGUCCUGAUUCACAUUUAUAAACUUUAGUAUCCUCAUGUACUCUGACUUUUCUAUCUGUAUAUCCAAACUGCUGGCCCGUGUCAGGACUGAAGCUCCCAUUAAAAUGUACUCGUGGAUCAGA
Maylandia zebra (zebra mbuna) is the source of this 3518-nucleotide messenger RNA. Its product is annotated as platelet-derived growth factor receptor beta. The record is from RefSeq and is a predicted model, not a curated record. Gene Ontology annotation, molecular function: ATP binding; platelet-derived growth factor beta-receptor activity; platelet-derived growth factor binding. Gene Ontology annotation, biological process: protein phosphorylation; cell surface receptor protein tyrosine kinase signaling pathway; angiogenesis. Gene Ontology annotation, cellular component: signaling receptor complex; plasma membrane. NCBI's taxonomy places the organism in Eukaryota, Metazoa, Chordata, Actinopteri, Cichliformes, Cichlidae.